UUAGGAAAUAAUGAAUUAAUUUAGAAUAUAUUUUUCUAUUUAAGAUUGGCUUUAAUUAUUUGAAGAUGGUUAAAAUUACUUCUUCCAUUAAUAUAACACCUGACGAAGAUGUAAAAUUAGAGAAAAAUCCUAACAUGAUAGAGGACAAAUUUGUAGCGAUUGCAACUGAAGAAAUGAACGUUUCAAGAGAAGUUAAGUGCGGUGAAAUAAUAUUUUUCAACAAGAAAUUUAAAUUUUCUUGCAAUUUAUGUGAAACAAAUUUUUACAAAGUACAAUCUUUCGCAAAGCAUUGUCUAAAACUGCAUUGGAAUUUCAGUUUAAAUGACGUUAAAUUAGUUUUAGAUGCAAUGCUUUCAAAUGAGGAUACAGAAGAAAACGAAUUGCUAGAUGAUAUAAAAAAUUCUUUUGAUAGUCCAAUUGAAGGUUUAUUUGAUAGAAGCUUAUCACCUGCGGGAGACAUAAAAGAAGAAAAUUCGGAUAAUGAAAGUAUAAAAUCGAGUAAAAGUUCUCAUCGGAAAGAUUUAAAUUCAGAAGAAAGUGAAGAUGAAGAAGAGAAUUUCCAAAAUAAUUUUACUGAUAGUAUUAACUUAGAAAAAAAAUUGAACAACACUAACAAAGUUGGAAAAUUGGGAAAUGAUAUUUGCCAAUAUUGUAAUAAACCGUAUAAAAGAAAAACGGAUUUACGCAAGCAUUUUAUGUUGUGCAAAAAGAGACCUGCAAAUGAAGAAGAAUAUGAGCAAAAAAAUGUUACUUUAUUUUGUAAAUUCAAUUGUGGCAGAACUUUCCAACGAAAAUGUGAUUUGUCCCACCAUGAAAAUCAUAAACAUAAUCCAGACGGUAGCAUUAAGGUUUGGGUUCCAAAAGUAAAAACAUAUAUUUGUGAAACUUGUGGAAAUUGUUAUCAACGCAAACAUUAUUUAAUACAACAUCAACGGGUACACACUGGCGAAAGACCGUAUUCUUGUGAAUUAUGUCCGAAAACUUUUACAAAACGAAAUAAUUUAACUCUUCAUAUGCGGCAUCAUUCCCAGGAACGAAAGUUCAAAUGUCAAUAUUGUGGAAAAGGCUUAACAGAUGCAAAUAAACUUCGAAUGCACGAAAUGAUCCAUACUGGGUUGUACCCAUUUAAAUGUGAUAUUUGUGAGAAAAAGUUUCCUUGCAAUUCUAAAUUGAAUGUCCAUAUCAAAAAGCAUAUUAAUGAUAGAAUUUAUAAGUGUGAUUUAUGUGAGAAAAGAUUCCUUGAUCCAGAAACUUUGAAAGGUCAUGCAGCUGUACAUAGUGAUGAAAAACCAUUUGCUUGUGAAAUUUGUCCUGCCAGAUUUCCUCGAAAAGGUGCCCUGCGAUUACAUAUGAAUUUACAUAAUGAGAAAAAGAAAUAUAGUUGCAAAAUAUGUGGAAUGGAAUUUCAUCAAUAUAAUGGUAUAUACUCGCACUAUAAAAGACAUGGAAUAAAAUACUCAAUAGCUUAUGAAAAAGGGGAAGUCGAUGGUACAAUAGAAUCUAAAUCAGAAAAUGAAUAAGUUUUAUAAUAUAUUUUUAAAGUAUAUAAUAUUAAAAUUGUAAAUAAAAUAGAUAAAUAAGUAAAUACUACAUAUUUUUAUGUAAAAAAAGAAU
Molecule: messenger RNA, 1614 nt
Organism: Condylostylus longicornis
Lineage: Eukaryota; Metazoa; Arthropoda; Insecta; Diptera; Dolichopodidae
Product: zinc finger protein OZF-like
Exons: 3
Coding region: 66-1520 (484 amino acids)
Biological process (GO): regulation of transcription by RNA polymerase II
Molecular function (GO): DNA-binding transcription factor activity; RNA polymerase II cis-regulatory region sequence-specific DNA binding
Source: RefSeq, a predicted model, not a curated record